AUGGAAGACAACCCUUUUCCAGAACUGAAAAUCGACGAUUUUUCUUUCUUGAAUUCGACCGAGAAGAGAGAACGCUGUUCUAAAUGCAACAGAUCAAGAAAAUAUUACUGCUAUACUUGUUAUAAACCAGUCAACGAUUUUAUUGCCGACAGAAUCCCUAAAGUGAAACUUCCAGUGAAAAUUGAUGUAAUAAAACACCCAAGUGAGGUUGAUGGUAAAAGUACAUCUCCACACGCUGCUAUAUUAGCAUCUGAUGACGUUACUAUAUACGACUACCCUUGUAUACCAACUUACGAUCCUUCUAAGGUAAUUACCAUUUUAAUUUUUCCUGGUCCCAAAUCUUGUGAUUUAGAGGAUGUUUUAGGAUUAAAGAAAUGUAACAGUGAAACUAGUAAGCAUAACUGUGAAACUAGUAAACGUAGCAGUGAAACUAGUAAAGGUAACAGUGGAACUAUUAAAAGUAACAGUGAAGCUAGUAAAACAAUCUGUAAAGUGACUCCAUGGUUUGAUAAAGUUGUGUUUAUAGACUCUACAUGGAAUCAAACUCCCACUAUUGCCAAUGAUGAAAGAUUGAAAGAUAUUAAUAGAGUAGAAAUAAAACUACGAAAAACCAAAUUUUGGAGAACACAAGAUGGUAAUCCAGAUGAAUAUCUUUCCACUAUAGAGGCUAUUUAUUAUUUUCUCACGGACUAUCAUGGACUAUGUAUCAAUCCAAUUUAUUCGAAUGAAUAUGACAACCUCUUGUUCUUUUUCUGUUUUAAUUACAACAAAAUUAGGCAAGCAAGCGGGGGAGGUAAAACUAUCAAAGCCUAUUCAAAGAAGAAGAAAAAUGAAGGGAUUUUAAAUGCAUAA
Messenger RNA from Lottia gigantea (owl limpet), 852 nucleotides. RefSeq lists its product as hypothetical. Bases 1 to 852 code for a protein of 283 amino acids. Gene Ontology annotation, cellular component: nucleus. The record is from RefSeq and is a predicted model, not a curated record. Gene Ontology annotation, molecular function: tRNA-uridine aminocarboxypropyltransferase activity. Gene Ontology annotation, biological process: tRNA modification. NCBI's taxonomy places the organism in Eukaryota, Metazoa, Mollusca, Gastropoda, Lottiidae. The transcript is spliced from 5 exons.